Molecule: messenger RNA, 879 nt
Organism: Abrus precatorius (Indian licorice)
Lineage: Eukaryota; Viridiplantae; Streptophyta; Magnoliopsida; Fabales; Fabaceae
Exons: 6
Coding region: 135-569 (144 amino acids)
Source: RefSeq, a predicted model, not a curated record
ACUAUUUUCUGUUCCUUUCUUCCUUCUGAUCAGUGGAACUUCUUGUUGCCCUUCCAAGGUGUUGUUACAUUCUGUGAAACAGGGAUUUUGACUGAACAGUUAAAGGGCUGAAUCUGUAAACUCGCUCCACAAUCAUGGAUAAAGAUUCUGGCAUCGAAGAGACUGUUGAUAUGAGGAAUGGUGUGGAAUUGGCAACAUCAGUCUCUUAUAAGCAUCUUGACCUUCUAAAACCAUUCACACGAAGUUAUUCAAUUUUUAGAGGUCAAACAACAGAUGAUACAGACCAUGAAAAGGGAAAGUAUACCCUAAUUAGGGAUCCAGAGGACUUCCAAACAGGACUUUAUGACAAACCCCUUCCAUGUUAUGGCUGCGGAAUUGGGUGGUUCUCAUUUCUUAUUGGAUUCCUAUGUCCACCUUUGUGGUACUAUCCAACACUUCUCUAUUUUGGAAAUUACUAUCGGAAGGAUCCUAGGGAACGGGCAGGGUUGGGAGCCUCAGCAAUUGCUGCUUUAGUAUGCACAGUAGCAUUGCUGAUCAUAGGAGCUAUUCUUCUGUUACGGUCCCUCUGAUGCUACUUCUGCGAAGAAAAUGAAAAUUCAAAGAUAAUUUAAACGAGUACAUAAUAAAAUAUGAAGAAAAAAGAAGCUUGAAGAUUGUUGGUGGAGUAAGAUCGGCAAGAUAUCUCUAGGUUGUGCGCAACUUGAGAGAAGCAUGGAUAAAUCUUAGCCUUAUUUUGUAAAUUUUUGUGUUAAGUAAACACAAUAAAUCUGUCAAGUAAGUUGUUUUGAGACUCACAUCAUCAUAUUAUCGGUAUUGUUUUGACAUUGAGACUUUCAUGAAUUCUUGGGUUACUCAUUUUUCUAAAAUGUUAUCUUCAAU